AUGAAUGCGGACGAAAAAACGCGGUAUGACCGGCAAAUGCGGCUCUGGGGGAAGAGCACGCAGGAAAGACUACGGAGGACGGAAGUCAACAUCAAGGGCAUAACUUCCGCCAAUGCAGAGGUGGCCAAAAAUUUGGUGCUCGCCGGCGUCGGUUCCGUCGUCUUGGACGAUACGGCCCCUGUUGAGGCUGCCGAUCUUAAGCACAGUUUUAUUCUUCAGGGUUGUAAGUUGGGGGAACGGCGGGGUGAGGCUUCGGCGGGGAAGCUCCAGUCGCUUAACCCGUACGUGGCGGUGUCGUCGAGUCGGGAAAUUAGAAAUAGGGAUGGGGCGCCGCAGAGCAACUCGUCGCUUCGGGUUGUUUUGGCACGCGCAAAGUGUGAGGCUGACAUGCUCGAGUGUGCGGGGGAUCCACUGAGCGGGUCAGCGGAUGUCAUGCUGCUCACGGUCGACCUCGGGCACCUGACAGCGGGCUUCUUCCUUUACAGGAAACAAAAGAUCCCUUUCGUGGCGCAAUUAAGAGCAUUACUCGAUGAGGAAGUCGGCACGAGGCCCGUUGUGUUCCAGCGGGUGCUGUUGUUGUUAAAAAUGGCUGAAUGCCCACAGGAGCUUAAUUACUUUGAGCGUCUUCUCUUUGCUAAGGAUUUUGUGCGUCAACGUAGUCUGCUGCAACUGACGCGUGAAGAUAUCGAGUUUGCCGCGGCCGCCACUGGAGAGUUGAUGCACAGCACCGCGAUCGAAACCACAGUGGCGGGAGGCGUGUUUGCUCAGCUCAUUAUUCACACAAUAGGAAUGGGAAGCGAAGAAAUGGGAGAAGGAGAAUAUGCCUGGGCAAUUAGUGACACCAGCGACGGUGUCGAGGUUCAAGUGGGGCACCUGCGCAACCCGUAG
Trypanosoma brucei brucei TREU927 is the source of this 888-nucleotide messenger RNA. Its product is annotated as ubiquitin activating enzyme, putative. Gene Ontology annotation, biological process: protein neddylation. The record is from RefSeq and is a predicted model, not a curated record. The coding region runs from base 1 to 888 and encodes 295 amino acids. The transcript has a single exon. NCBI's taxonomy places the organism in Eukaryota, Euglenozoa, Kinetoplastea, Trypanosomatida, Trypanosomatidae. Gene Ontology annotation, molecular function: NEDD8 activating enzyme activity. Gene Ontology annotation, cellular component: cytoplasm.